This is a messenger RNA of Pelobates fuscus (common spadefoot toad), 1885 nucleotides long. Its product is annotated as cytochrome P450 2G1-like. NCBI's taxonomy places the organism in Eukaryota, Metazoa, Chordata, Amphibia, Anura, Pelobatidae. Gene Ontology annotation, molecular function: oxidoreductase activity, acting on paired donors, with incorporation or reduction of molecular oxygen, reduced flavin or flavoprotein as one donor, and incorporation of one atom of oxygen; heme binding; arachidonate epoxygenase activity. The record is from RefSeq and is a predicted model, not a curated record. The transcript is spliced from 9 exons. Gene Ontology annotation, biological process: epoxygenase P450 pathway; xenobiotic metabolic process. The coding region runs from base 13 to 1515 and encodes 500 amino acids. Gene Ontology annotation, cellular component: intracellular membrane-bounded organelle; cytoplasm.
CACAGGCAGUAGAUGCACAGUUCCACAAUGCAGUUCCCAGCAGAUGCAAGUCUUCUUCUGGCUCUUUGUAUUUCUUCUCUUUUCCUAUUGUUGGUGUUCAAAAAGUCUAUUUGGAAGAACAGAAAUUUUCCCCCAGGACCUACACCUCUUCCAAUCCUGGGAAAUAUUCUUCAAUUGAAGGGAGAUUAUGUGAAGACAUUGAUCAAGUUCCGUGAGACAUACGGGGAUGUUUGUACCAUUUACCUGGGGUCACGGCCAGUGAUUUUGGUCACUGGCUACAAGGCAGUGAAAGAAGUCCUCGUGGACAAAGCUGAUGACUUUUUGGCUCGUGGAGAGAUGCCUGCCUUUGACUCUUACUACAAGAAUUAUGGUUUAAUUUUUACCAGCGACAUGAACCGGUGGCGACAGCUCAGACGUUUUUCUCUCUCUGCCUUACGAGAUUUCGGAAUGGGGAAGAAGAGCUUAGAGGAGAAAAUUCAGGAAGAAGCAGCAUGUUUGGUAAAGGAGCUACAGAAAAUGGAAGAAGCCUUCUUUGACCCUGGUCAAUGUCUAAGCAAGCCGCCGUGUAACAUUAUCUUCUCCAUCAUGUUUGGGAAUCGACAGAAGUACGAUGAUGAAGAACUUCUUAAUGUUAUCGAAUACGUACAUAAAAGUUUUUUGGUAGUUUGCUCACCAUGGGGCCAGUUAUUUGAAAUGUUCCCGGGGGUCAUGAAGUUCAUUCCUGGUCCUCACCAAACGAUAUCUGAAUACUUAGGAAAACUCCAAAUCUAUGUAGAGAAGAGGGUUGAAAUGAAUGAGAAAACGCUUGAUCCUGCCAAUCCAAGGGACUAUGUUGAUACUUUCCUCAUUAAAAUGAAAAAGGAGAAGAAGAACCCACAGAGUGAAUUCAGCCUCCGAAAUCUGGUAUAUUCAACUUUACAAAUUUUCUUCGCUGGGGUGGAAACCAUAAGCAGUGUGUUAGCAUAUUCUCUUCUUAUCUUACUGAAGAAUCCAGACAUCAUUGCCAAAGUCCAAGAAGAAAUAGACAGAGUUAUAGGAAGAGACCGCUGCCCAACUCUACAAGACCGAAGUCAGAUGCCGUAUACCGACACCGUGAUGCACGAAAUGCUGAGAUUUAUAGACCUUAUUCCCCUUGGAGUUCCACGAAAAACAACCAAAGAUACGGAGCUUCAAGGAUACACCAUUCCAAAGGGCACCAAUGUUUUCCCAGUGCUCUCCUCGGUGCUAAAAGACCGCUCCUGCUUCCCGUACCCGUCAGAAUUCAAUCCCCAAAAUUUCCAGGAUGAAAAUGGGGAAUUUAAGAAGAAUGAUGCAUUUAUGCCUUUAAGUGCAGGAAAGCGAGUCUGCCUUGGCGAAGGUCUGGUUCGAAUGGAACUCUUCCUUUUCCUCAUUACUAUCCUACAAAACUUCAAAUUGAAAUCUCCUGUCCCACCCGAGGAAUUGGACAUCACACCACAUGUUUCUGGAUUAGGAAACCUUCCAAAGCCGUAUAAAAUUUCAUUUGUCCCCCGUUAACUUGGCCAGACCACUAAUAGUAUUCAGAAAGUUUGCUAAAUAGUUUGUUGAAUAGUGUAAAUAUUGUAUACAUUCCACAGACUUUGAGAUUUUACAGAAAACUCCACUCUUUAAUAGUCAUUUCUGUAAGAUGGUGACAUUGUGUCUACCAGUUGAGAUAUUAUUAAAAUAUUCUGGCUACCUUACAAUCCAGUAUUGAUAUCUGUUCAAAACCAUGAUUUUCUCAAAAUUGACAUUAAUACAUACAUUCAUCUAACAAUGUGAAGCUGAAUAACCCAAGAUAGAAAGGUUUAACAACAAAAUAAAAACAAUUGAAGCCAACGAGUGGUUUUGGAUCCCAGCAAAGGUUUCAUAUUAUGAUGUAUGCUGC